Molecule: messenger RNA, 580 nt
Organism: Fundulus heteroclitus (mummichog)
Lineage: Eukaryota; Metazoa; Chordata; Actinopteri; Cyprinodontiformes; Fundulidae
Product: histone H2A
Exons: 1
Coding region: 40-426 (128 amino acids)
Cellular component (GO): nucleosome
Molecular function (GO): DNA binding; protein heterodimerization activity; structural constituent of chromatin
Source: RefSeq, a predicted model, not a curated record
CGGCAUUCUUCUCUCGGAAAGAAUUACCAAGUAGAGAACAUGUCUGGACGCGGAAAGACCGGAGGCAAGGCUAGAGCCAAGGCCAAGACUCGCUCUUCCAGAGCAGGUCUGCAGUUCCCCGUGGGCCGUGUCCACAGGCUGCUGAGGAAAGGCAACUACGCUGAACGAGUGGGUGCCGGAGCCCCGGUGUACCUGGCCGCCGUGCUGGAGUACCUGACGGCUGAGAUCCUGGAGCUGGCUGGCAACGCUGCCCGCGACAACAAGAAGACCAGGAUCAUCCCCCGUCACCUGCAGCUGGCUGUGCGCAACGACGAGGAGCUCAACAAGCUGCUUGGAGGAGUCACCAUCGCUCAGGGAGGCGUUCUGCCCAACAUCCAGGCUGUGCUGCUGCCCAAGAAGACCGAGAAGCCCGCCAAGGCCAAGUAAACCUGCCUGGAAACUACAAACCCAACGGCUCUUUUAAGAGCCACCCACAUCUGUCUAAAGAGCAUUUUCCCCAUUACAUAAAUAAGUGACUUAGUCAGUAAGAUUAACUGAAGCGCGUCUAAAUAAAGGUUGCUGCCAUAAUCAUGGUUUAGGA